AUGUCGACGGUCGCCAAGCCGUACCUCGACGAGAAGACGGCCGAGGAGACUCGUGUCGAGGACCUCCUCCGCGAGGCCGAGAAGGGUACCGAGAUCGAGCACAACAUGACCCUCUGGGAGGGUCUUCGCAAGUACCCCAAGGCUUGCUUCUGGUCCAUGAUGAUCUCGGUUGCUGUCAUCAUGGAGGGCUACGACGUUGUCCUCCUCGGAAACUUUUACGCCUACCCUGCUUUCAAGAGGCAGUUCGGCGAGCCCACGACCGACAAGAACGGUAACCCCGACUGGCAGGUCCCUGCCCGCUGGCAGGCGGGUCUCGGCAACGCCUCGGGUGUCUGCUCUAUCAUUGGUGUCCUUCUCAACGGUAUCCUCGCUGAGCGCUUCGGCUACCGCAGGACCAUGUUCUGGACUCUUAUCUGGAUGACCGGUGUCAUUUUCCUCAUGUUCUUCUGCAAGUCGCUUGGCAUGCUCCUCGCCGCUCAGUUCCUCGCCGGCUUCGCUUGGGGCAUCUUCCAGACUCUCACCACCACCUACGCCGCCGAGGUCGCUCCCCUGCCUCUCCGCGGUAUCCUUACGACCUGGGUUAACGCGUGCUGGGGUAUUGGACAGCUCAUUGCUGUCGGUCUCCUCCGUGGAAUGGUCAACCGCACCGACGAGUGGGCGUGGCGCAUCCCCUACGCCAUCCAGUGGUUCUGGCCUAUUCCCCUCAUCAUCACUGCGAUCUUCGCCCCCGAGUCUCCCUGGUGGCUCGUUCGCAAGGGCAAGGUCGAGGAGGCCCGCAAGUCGCUCCGCCGCCUGUAUUCCGGUAACGACGAGGAGGAGAUUCAGUCGACUCUUGCCAUGAUGGAGCACACCAUUGCCAUGGAGCGUGCCACGACCGCCGGUGCCACCUACCUCGAACUCUUCAAGGGUGUCAACCUCCGCCGUACCGAGAUCGUUUGCGGUGCCUGGGCCGUUCAGCAGCUUUGUGGCUCUUCGUUCAUGGGCUACUGCACCUACUUCCUUCAGCAGGCCGGCUUCUCGGUUGAGAACUCCUUUUCCAUGACCAUGGGCCAGUACGCUAUCAACACCGGCGGUACCUUCAUCGCCUGGGGCCUCAUGGGCAUGGGCAUUGGCCGCCGCGCCAUCUACCUCUACGGCUGCAUCUGGAUGGCGUGUGUCCUCCUCAUCAUUGGCGGUGUCUCUCUUAUCGGCAGCAAGGGAUCGUCUUGGGCUGUCGGUGUCAUGCUCCUCGUCUGGUCGGUUGCCUACCAGUUCACUGUCGGCACUGUCUGCUACGCCCUCGUUGCCGAGCUCCCCUCGCGCCGUCUCGCCAUCAAGUCGAUCAACAUUGGCCGUGGUUUCUACAACGUUAUCGGUAUUGUCAACGGCUCGUACAUGGCCUACAUGCUCAACCCCACUGCCUGGAACUGGGGCGGCAAGACUGCCUUCUACUGGGCCGGCAUGUGCUCGCUUUGCUGCGUCUGGAUCUACUUCCGCCUCCCCGAGCCUAAGGGUCUCACCUACCAGGAGAUCAACGCUCGUUUCGAGGCCAAGGUCCCCGCCCGCAAGUUCCAGUCGGUCGACAUGAACAUUUUCGAGCGCACCGACGAGAACAUUGCCGCCGCCCACCUUGCUGUCGAGGACGACCACAAGGGCAAGACCGAGCACGUUGAGAAGGCUUAA
Molecule: messenger RNA, 1662 nt
Organism: Vanrija pseudolonga
Lineage: Eukaryota; Fungi; Basidiomycota; Tremellomycetes; Trichosporonales; Trichosporonaceae
Product: Alpha-glucosides permease MPH3
Exons: 4
Coding region: 1-1662 (553 amino acids)
Biological process (GO): carbohydrate transport; transmembrane transport
Cellular component (GO): membrane
Molecular function (GO): carbohydrate:proton symporter activity
Source: RefSeq, a predicted model, not a curated record